UGGGAGAGAGAUCCCGAUUCCCGGAUCAGAUUGGGUCCAACUUGGAAAUCAAAACAAAGUCGGAAGUCAACUCAAGACGUGUGGACCGUCGUGCGUCGUCGGGAGACCAAAUAGUUCCAAUAAAUGGUAAACUUAUAAAGUUCUAAGCCGGCCGGCCGGUUCUUCGCCAACUUUUUCGAAGGAAAGAAAUUCUACUUUAGGAUAAAAAAAAGCCAUUAUGAAUUCCAAAAGGAAGACUGAUAGUUAUAAACUCUACAGUUGCACACACCUUUCGAGGGCAAAAAUAAAUCUAAAAGUAGAUAAAAAUGAGCUAGGAAAUCAAAAACGUGUGACAUACAUUAGCAAGCCUAAUCCUUCAUUAACGAUAAAUUCCGCAAAUGGACAAACGACCGUUUUUUUGCCACCCUCGAGAAGUCUGCUCAAAUCAAACGGAUUAAAAAAUAAAUCAAAUUCAAGACUGCCAUACACAGAGUCGAUCAAAUACGAUCCAUUUCCGGUCGAUAGUCCCAGAUUAGAAAUGGACAAUCCUCAAACUUUCUCCUUCGGAUCAUCCGAAUUUGAUGAUUUUGAUUUGAGCAACGAGGCUCCUAGUCGUUACAAGCCCAAUAUACUCAAAACUAAAAGUGCAAAAGUACAAAUUAGCGCAUUUAAAACUCCCAAAGCUAACAAUAAGGAUUUAGUUAAAGCCAAAAGUAGUCAUAAGAGAAAACAGACUUACAAUCUUUCCAAAAUCGAUGAAGACGUAAUUUUACACGAACCCAAAAGAAUGAAAGAGAAUGAGACGAAGUUUUUGAAGAAGUGUCAACAGAAAAAAGCGGGAAAGCGGAUACAAAUUAUUAAAAAGAAAGAAAAGGACUCUUGUGCCCGAGUUUGUCCAUAUUUAUUAGCGUUUGAUAAAUCCCCAGCUAGCCAGAAAAAGUAUGAUCUCCUCGAAACCCUGAAUACCGAAAUAUUCCGCGAAGCAUUUCCGAAUUCGGAAUAUCAGGCUGAAAAUGAAGAAAGUUUUGAAGAAACGUUUGAAGAACUUUCAGCGGAAGUUCCUGUAAACUCGGAAUUUUUCGUUCCCGAUUAUUUGGACUAUUUGAGCACGAGUGACUCGAUUUCGGACUCAGACGAGGUCCACAAACUCUUAAGUCCCUCGUUGAACAUUGAUGUUUUGGAUAUGUUUACGUUUCCUUCACUCGAAACGGAAAUUAAGGACAUCAAUGGCAAUGCUUUGAAGCCAAUUUCGAGCCUCGCGGAGUUGGAUGAAGAGUGUAAAAAUUUUAUUCUCGAGAAUAAUAGGCUCAAAGGAUACAUGAAUAGUGUUAUCUUCCAGAAUAAUUUCGAUGAUAAGGAAUCGAGCAGUUUUAGGGGUGAGAAUGUGAAUCAGAGUCCAGUUUAUGUGCCCCACUUUGGUGCCAAAGACACUUUGAUCAAUGGUUUUGAACCAGCGGCUGUAUUUUCGAGUAAAAAGGUUCAGGAUUUUCAGUCGAGUGGGCUGGAUUUCAGUCCUCUUUCGGAAGAGAGCAAAGCGAGGAAGCCCCAAGUUAUAGUGGAAUUUAACAAGUUUUUUUUGAGUUGCGCACAUGUCGAGUGUUAUGAUCAGAGAGAGACAAUGGAGAGUUGUGAUCUUCAUGAUUAUGUCAAAGACCAAGUACCUGUUUCACCAAAGACUUUAAUGCCUGUCGAGGAGGCGGAGAGGGAAGAGAUUAGGAGAGAGUACUUAGAUAAUGGAAUCAAGAGUAUGGAGGAAGUUAAAUUUGAAAGGUAUCAGUGUCCUGAUUGCGACAUUAUAUUCGGUAAAAAAAGGUCCCUCGCUCUUCAUCGAAACAAAGCUCAUUCAGGUUUUUAUUCGUAUACAUGUACCAGAUGUGCCAUGUUGUGUAACAGCAAAACCCACCUCCAAAGACAUACCCAGAGCUGUAAUUCUAUUAAAAAGGCACUUGUCUGCUUCGUUUGCCAAAAAAGAUAUAGCUAUAAGUCAUCUCUAAAGCAGCACCUUAAGAACAAACACGGCGUUCUUCAAGAAUAAAAGAAGCUUCGACAUAUUUUUCAAAUGUUUCAGUAGUCUCUCCCCGACUUUCCGGUAUUUAAUACUCGCAAUUCGACUUAAGAUAGUAUAGUAUUUUAAGUACAAGUACUAUAAUUCCAUUGGCUGAUUGAUAGUCUCGAAAAAAAGGUAGUUCAACCUAUACAUUGAUUGUAAAAUAUUUUAUAAAUUUAUUUAUUCCAGCUAAUUCAGCAAUUCCAUUAAGUAACUGAUUUAGUUGGCUGGCCACGUAAAUUAUUUAUUAUUUUCAUUUCUAUUAUUUAAACUUACUACGAUAUAUAUAUUACGAACCAUGUUAAUUGGGCGAACUAUUUUUUUUUAUAUGCCAAAAUUGUUUUUGUCUGAACAGUACUCGAACUGUCCACUUGCGAUCAUUCGCAUCACUUGUAAAAGUGAAAACGGACACUUAGGGAAAGACUACUGCACUCUGAGAAACUUUUAGUUUUUUAAAAUAUUUUUAUACUCCUUUACUUUGAUAAUUCUAAAUUUUUACGUACGUAUAUACUAUAUAUAUAUGUAUAUUGAAAAGUCGAUACAUUUGACGCAACUGUUUUAAAAUUACCAACGAAAAUUUUAAUUUACUUUUAAAACUAUUAUUUCGUUUUUAAACAUGUAUAUUUUGGAUACAAUGUGUUUGUUGCAAUGGAUUCACCAAUUUUGGCUAAGAAAUAAAAAUUCAUAUUAUUUUUACACAAUUUAGUAUUGUCAGUAGAGAUAUGCAUCGCUUUAAGUGAUAUGCACAGCUCUAAGUGAGGUGCAUCGCUCUAUAUGAUGUGCAUCGUUUUAAGUUAUAUG
Messenger RNA from Belonocnema kinseyi, 2827 nucleotides. RefSeq lists its product as uncharacterized. The record is from RefSeq and is a predicted model, not a curated record. The transcript is spliced from 5 exons. Gene Ontology annotation, molecular function: RNA polymerase II cis-regulatory region sequence-specific DNA binding; DNA-binding transcription factor activity. Bases 218 to 2014 code for a protein of 598 amino acids. Gene Ontology annotation, biological process: regulation of transcription by RNA polymerase II. NCBI's taxonomy places the organism in Eukaryota, Metazoa, Arthropoda, Insecta, Hymenoptera, Cynipidae.